AUUCCCCCUCUCUUCUACCCAUCACGAGGAAAAAGAAGAGCAAAGAGGAGGAAGAAGAAGAGCCGCGCGUAGAUCGGGAAGAAUGGGGCUCACCUUUGCGAAGCUCUUCAGCCGCCUCUUUGCGAAGAAGGAGAUGCGGAUCCUGAUGGUUGGGCUUGAUGCCGCCGGUAAGACGACCAUCCUGUACAAGCUCAAGCUGGGGGAAAUCGUCACCACCAUUCCCACUAUCGGGUUUAAUGUGGAGACUGUGGAAUACAAAAAUAUAAGCUUCACUGUCUGGGAUGUUGGUGGCCAAGACAAGAUUAGACCUUUAUGGAGGCAUUACUUCCAGAACACACAGGGUCUUAUUUUCGUUGUCGACAGCAAUGACAGAGACCGUGUAGUUGAGGCAAGAGAUGAACUUCACAGGAUGCUCAACGAGGAUGAGUUGCGUGAUGCUGUCUUGCUCGUGUUUGCAAACAAACAAGACCUGCCAAAUGCUAUGAAUGCUGCUGAAAUUACGGAUAAGCUUGGUCUGCAUUCCUUGCGUCAACGGCACUGGUACAUACAGAGCACCUGCGCCACAACCGGUGAAGGUUUAUACGAGGGGCUUGAUUGGCUGUCCAACAACAUAGCCAACAAGGCCUAAGCUAUGACGAUGAAGUUCCAGGAGCUCUCGGAUCUAAAAAACCGUCUCUUGGAUGCCUUAGGUAUGACGAUGAUAAGAAAACCUUUAGCUUAACUUAUGUGAAUUAAUUUUACCUCAGAUUUUGCACUUUAAUGUGUUUGCUACUUAUGCGUCAUAUAUAUGACUUUUUCAUACAUUCUUUCAGAAACAAUUCUAUUUUGUUGAUCA
This is a messenger RNA of Musa acuminata subsp. malaccensis (wild Malaysian banana), 835 nucleotides long. Its product is annotated as ADP-ribosylation factor 2. The record is from RefSeq and is a predicted model, not a curated record. Gene Ontology annotation, cellular component: cytoplasm. Gene Ontology annotation, molecular function: GTP binding; GTPase activity. Gene Ontology annotation, biological process: vesicle-mediated transport; intracellular protein transport. NCBI's taxonomy places the organism in Eukaryota, Viridiplantae, Streptophyta, Magnoliopsida, Zingiberales, Musaceae.